AUGGCGACUUCGCAGCUUGUCGUGACGCGCUACAUGGACCUGCUAGGCGAGGGAAACGUUGAGGCCGCGCUCAACUACUUGGCGGACGACGUGGUGUACAACACGUGGAUGGGGGUUGUGUACGGGAAAGACAACGUGACUGUGUUCCUCCGCGACAAUGUGCGGUUUGUCCACCACGGUCGAAACUACAACCGCUGGAGGCAGGUGCAGCACUCGCUCGACCCCGCGCUUAGGCAAUACGACCGGGCCGACGGCGUUACCAGCGGCGUCUCACCUCAGUCGUCCGUGCACUAUGGGGAUCCGGCGGUGCGGCGGUACUUCAAUGUGGACGGCUACGAUUCUCAAGGGUACGCGACGUUCGAAAGGGAUGGAACACUUGCGUCUCACGCAAAAUUCGCCGCGUUUAACGUCAAGAUAAAAGAAACGGUUGUGCUGCGAAACAACAAGGUUGUGCUGGUGAAUGUUUCUAAGCGCGUGUGA
Trypanosoma conorhini is the source of this 480-nucleotide messenger RNA. RefSeq lists its product as uncharacterized. The record is from RefSeq and is a predicted model, not a curated record. The transcript has a single exon. NCBI's taxonomy places the organism in Eukaryota, Euglenozoa, Kinetoplastea, Trypanosomatida, Trypanosomatidae. The coding region runs from base 1 to 480 and encodes 159 amino acids.